AAACGGUUUGGCCUCGCAGUCGUUCAGGUUUAGGAGGCUUUUAUUUUGAUAUGCUUCGUUGUGCUUAGCAGCGGAAGCACCUUCUGUUGCUAACUUCAUACUCGUUACAGCUCAAGCAGUGCAGGUCUAGGUUGUGUGUGUUUUUUUUUUUACUGAGUCAUUUUUGCUUUAGUUUAUUUUGAGCCGCAGGUUUCUUUGCAACAAUGGUCUGUCUUCAUGUAAAACAUGGUGAUGAAAGCCAGUUUCUCUUCAAUACCACUGUUGAUAUUUCGAUUGAUGUAUUAGUCAAACAUAUUUCAACUGUUUAUUCCCUGAGACUAAAAGUCCACAGAAUAUGUGCAGAAAUGGAAGAGCUUGCAGAACAUGGAAUAGCUCUCCCUCCGAAUAUGCAAGGACUAACAGAAGAACAGAUUACUGAGUUAAAACUGAAAGAUGACUGGGCAGAAAAAUGCAUUCCAAGUGGUGGAGCAGUCUAUAUAAAGGAUGGUAUUGGUAGGCGUAAUGGUCAAGCACCUAAUGAGAAAAUGAAAGAGGUUUUAAGAAAGACAGUGGAAGAAACAAAAUCUUUAAUUUCCAAAGCUCAUAAAACUUGACUCUCAUCCCCCAAGCAUUCUUCCUGAAGAGAGAAGAAAUACUCAUUCUUAAAGUCAUCCUGUCCCUCUUUCUUCCUGGGUGAAAGCAAUUAAAACAUGAAGUUUCCCUGUCUCCGAUACUCUGUUUCAAUUUAGAGUUAAUUAAAAGCAGUGCAACUUUGAAAAAAUAAUUGUGGGAGGGGAUGACACAUCUGUUGCUCAUAAUACUAAAUCCACUCUUCUGACAUCACAGAAUAUCAAAACAAACAUGGUGUUUAAGCUUGACACUUCUAAACCAUUGUUCUAUGUGGAAGCUUCAUUCAGAGGUGUCACUUUAAAACCAAGUCCAAAGCCAUAGUGUGCAUUUACUGAUAUCACUUCAAAAUGCAGUGUGCUUGUUGUUGUAAUUUAUUAGAAAACAAAUUAAAGUUGGUAGCUAGACAAAAAUGGCAAAUGGGUAAACAACAAAAGCAAGUGAAGUAUUUAAAGGUAUAUCAAAAAUGCAGAUAUUUUUAAAUGUCUUAUAAAUGUAAAAAUCAUAUUGUCACAUCUGUGCUUUUCUAAAUGCAGAAUAAGAGAAGAGAAAAAAACAGAAAAUGAAAUGAAAUCAGUUAAAAUAAAAAAAAAAUAAAAAAAGUUGUAACUCAAAUCUGCAACCACAGUAGAUCCCCUGGACUGAGUAAACCACUGACAUACAGUAUAUGCUAACUUUCUACAAAACUGUUUAUUUCUUAAAAUGUAUAGUUUAAACUUCACUCACUUAUGAAAGACAUAAUACAUACAAUUAUGACAAUGCUAGAUAUUACAAAUGCACGACAACCAAAGGACGUUAAUAAUGUUUCUGAAAACAAGAAUACUUUGUGGAGUCCUUAACUCAGUUAAUUUCUCCUUUGCAUAUUUUAAUUUCUAAACAUUUUUUUAAUCCUCAUUACAAUUCCUUACCAAUAUUAGGAAUAGUUACGUUAAGCUAUUGUUCCAUAGUUGUACUUUGCAACAAGUCAGUUGUGUCACGUAAACCAACACUUAUUUCAGAUACGUUUCAGUUUGGUAUAACGUAAAGGCAGUUUAACUUUGAAAAAAUAAUUGUCAGAGGGGAUGAAACAUCAUUGCCCUGGAUGUUGAUAAGAGCUUUGUGUUUUGAUAAAUACAAUGAGAUGGCUUGUUUUAUCUAAAUUUGCUUUCAUUAGUCUGCUGGAUAUGGCCCUGCAUUAUUGAUUAAAGAGGUAAUUAAUAGUUAUCUGUGCUACUGACCUAACAUCACUGAGACUGACCGUUUCAUAAAAGUGUGCUUGUGGUGCUUCAACAGUUUGCAUAGUAUGCUUUUUUGAUCAACAUCAUUGCUUGUUAAAACAAAUUCAAAAUUAAAACGUAUAAAUAGUGUCAGGUCAAUGUUACCAAUCUUUCUGGAGGCUGCUACAAACAUGAGAAAGAAAUGUACACCUUUUAAAAGAUAUUGGUGGUGUUAUAGCUCCUAAAGUUUUCAGCAUGGUCGCCUGUACUUAUCCAUAUAAUGUAAGUGCCUCCAGUUGAGAAAUGCACUCACUCUUUGUGAAGUAGAUGUGUCUGUGCUUGAUUACAACACUCAUUUGUUGAUUGCAACACUUGUUGUUUAGAGCAGUCUGUAACUAGGAAACCUUGAUUCCUGACACAGUGGGAGUACUAAAUGGAAUGCAGUAAUUGCAAUUCGUAUAUUAAGGCAACAAUGGUUAUGAUUGUAAUUCAUAUAGAAAUUCAUUGUGCAAAAAUAAAUUCAAAAUCUAAUGUGUGUCAUCUCACUGAAACCUGGCUUAGUAAAUCUGACACUAUUCUUUUAGUUUAGGCAGCACCAAAUGUUUAUAAAUUCCAUCAUAAAUCAAUAAAUACUGGUUGAGAAGGCAACCUUGGGAUAAUUCUGUGUAAUGUACAGCAGACUGCUUCAGAACAUUUUGGUGAAUAUGUCUCAUUGAGGCACUUAUGUUAGGAUAUUAUAACAGACUCCAGCACAGUCGUAGGACUGGUGUAUAGACAUUGACAUGGAAACUGGCAAAAAAAUUUUUUUUUUCUUUUGUUAAAC
This is a messenger RNA of Polypterus senegalus (gray bichir), 2625 nucleotides long. RefSeq names its product cilia- and flagella-associated protein 298-like. The transcript has 5 exons. The coding region runs from base 204 to 593 and encodes 129 amino acids. The record is from RefSeq and is a predicted model, not a curated record. Gene Ontology annotation, biological process: regulation of cilium movement. NCBI's taxonomy places the organism in Eukaryota, Metazoa, Chordata, Cladistia, Polypteriformes, Polypteridae.